AUGACUGCAAACGAAGUUCCCUCUGGUGUUUCGAAUUGCUAUGUGUUUAAAAGCCGGUUACAGGAAUAUGCUCAGAAAUAUAAGCUACCAACGCCUAUUUAUGAGACUGUCAAAGAAGGCCCUUCACACAAAUCUUUGUUUCAGUCUACAGUGAUAGUCGAUGGUGUCAGAUAUGAUUCCUUGCCUGGAUUUUUUAAUCGUAAGGCUGCUGAGCAAUCAGCUGCUGAGGUUGCUCUUCAAGAGUUAGCUAAGUCCAGUGAGCUAGGCCAAUGUGUUUCACUUCCUGUUCACGAAAUGGGUCUAUGCAAGAACCUUCUUCAAGAGUAUGCUCAGAAGAUGAACUACGCGAUUCCAUUGUAUCAAUGCCAAAAGAGCGAGACUACCGGGAGAGCUCCACAAUACACAUGUACUGUAGAGAUCGGAGGCAUAAAGUACACAGGAGCUGCAACAAAAACCAAAAGAGAGGCUGAGAUAAGCGCUGGAAGAACAGCUCUUAUAGCGAUCCAGUCAGAAUCUAAAAUUGACCUUGCCAACCACAGCACUCAGCUUACUGUACUUCCUUGUGAAAAGAAGGCAGUAGAGGUAGCAAGUCCGGUGAAAGAAACCAUGAAGACCCCAAAAGCAAGGAGGGCUCAGUUCAAGAAGAAGGCUAGAAAAGGAAAGCGCAAAGUCGCAGCUAAGGAACUUGAAGAUAGUACCAUCCCUACUGAACCUACCACAGAGCAUUGUCAAAACGAUCAGCCAGAGAAUGUUGAGAAACCACUAAACCUGGAUCCUACUUCGUGCAUGAAUGGGUUUAAUGAGGCAGCAGCAUUUGUGAGUGUGGAGUCAGAAGCAAGCCAAGCAUAA
Messenger RNA from Eruca vesicaria subsp. sativa (arugula), 849 nucleotides. Lineage: Eukaryota; Viridiplantae; Streptophyta; Magnoliopsida; Brassicales; Brassicaceae. The record is from the annotation of a GenBank genome assembly.